AUGUCACCCAUACCCCAGAAGAAAAACCUCUUCCUCUGUCUCGACGCCUUCGGCACCCUCUUCACACCCACGAAACCCAUCCCAACAACUUACGCCGAAGCCGCCCUCAAGCACGGCAUCGCCAUAAACACGCCUGAACCCGCCACCCAAGUAUCCUCAUCCUUCAAAUCCGCAUUUGCGCGCCUAUCAUCAGAGCACCCAAACUAUGGCCGGGCAACAGGCAUGGGCGCAGAAAAGUGGUGGGCCAAAGUGAUAAAGGAAACAUUCACACCUUUCCUCGAUCCAAACGAAACUUUCCCAAAGUACCUCGUCCCAGAACUCCUUCACACCUACUCGUCACGGAAGGGGUACACACUGUACCCCGACGUCCUCCCCUUCUUCCGCAUGAUACAGCAUAUGAAAACCCAUCGAAUACGUCACGGCGCUUCUCAUGGACUCUGGCCCUGGGACAAGACUAUAGUAGGCGUCAUAACGAAUUCAGAUGACCGCGUCCCGAGGAUAUUGUCGUCCCUCGGUGUCAAUAUGGGUCCCUGGCAUUACCCUGUUCUAAGGGCCCCCGGCCCCAAGGAUGGAGAGUAUGACAUCGAUUUCACGGUCCUGUCUUACGACGUCGGAGCCGAGAAACCUGAUCGACGGAUUUUUGCAGCCGCGGAGGACAUGCUCGACCAGAAGCUAAAGGCCGCUUCGAUGGUCGGUGACGAAGACUUCAGAGCAGAGGAGUUUGAGAAAGUCUACGUAGGCGACGACAUCCACAAAGACGUGUUCGGCGCUCAAGACGCAGGCUGGUCGAGUGUACUCCUCAAGCGAGAUCCAAAUCUGCAAGGCGGCCAAGGCUACGGUUUGAAGAUGGAAGAAAAGGGCGAGGAUAUUGGAGAAGGGGGAGAGGUAAUCAGUGAGACUAAAUUGGUGUCACAAGUGGGCUCCUUGCUCGAUCUGUGUGCGUGGCCACGUCAGGUAUCUGAACGGCAUGAAAUAUCGCCCGUGCGAUACGUGUAUAUAAAGGGCCCUGAGGAAGUAUCGUUAGAGAAGGACAAGCGUCGACUACGAAAGCAGACGUAA
Messenger RNA from Alternaria ethzedia, 1059 nucleotides. RefSeq lists its product as uncharacterized. The transcript has a single exon. The coding region runs from base 1 to 1059 and encodes 352 amino acids. NCBI's taxonomy places the organism in Eukaryota, Fungi, Ascomycota, Dothideomycetes, Pleosporales, Pleosporaceae. The record is from RefSeq and is a predicted model, not a curated record.